CGCCCCUGCGCCCCUGCAGCCGCCCUGCCCCCGAGCUGGCGGGGCCUGGCUCGUGGAUGUGGGGAGGCCAAACGGCUGGGCAGUUCAGCGAUGGCGCCCGUUUUUGGAGACGCAGUCGAAUCUGAGCUCGGGGAGGUGCGAUCCACUCCCGGUGGGGCAGAGGAGGCUUCCUCUCGCUGCCUCUGUCUCCGGCACUUCUGAGGAGGGAAUGGGGUGGACGGAGCAGGGCACGUCCUGCGCGCCUUGACAGCUUGACCGCGACAUGCUCAGGAGCAGAAACCGUUCAGGAGGGGCCUCUGCUGCCGCCUGUCUCUGCUUCUGGGGGAAGGGCUGCGCGCUGCUUGGCUUCCCAUGACCGGGAAGUCGGCCUCAGCUCCGCUGUGCUCCUGGAGGGGCGCCUGGCUCACGUGUCUGCCAGCCGCUGGGACGAGGAAGAGAAAAGAAAUGAGCCGCCAGACUGCAACAGCGUUGCCUACUGGGACCUCCAAGUGCACACCGUCCCAGAGGGUGCCCGCCCUGACAGGCACCACUGCCUCCAACAAUGACUUGGCCAGUCUUUUUGAGUGUCCUGUCUGCUUCGACUAUGUGUUGCCACCCAUUCUCCAGUGCCAGAGCGGCCAUCUUGUCUGUAGCAACUGUCGCCCAAAGCUCACAUGCUGUCCAACCUGCCGGGGCCCCUUGGGAUCCAUCCGCAACUUGGCUAUGGAGAAAGUGGCCAAUUCGGUACUUUUCCCCUGUAAAUAUGCCUCCUCCGGGUGUGAAAUAACUCUGCCGCACACAGAAAAAGCGGACCACGAGGAGCUCUGCGAGUUUCGGCCUUACUCCUGCCCGUGCCCCGGCGCGUCCUGCAAGUGGCAGGGCUCCCUGGACGCGGUCAUGCCGCACCUGAUGCACCAGCACAAGUCCAUCACGACGCUGCAGGGGGAGGACAUCGUGUUCCUCGCCACGGACAUCAACCUCCCCGGGGCCGUGGACUGGGUGAUGAUGCAGUCCUGCUUCGGCUUCCACUUCAUGCUGGUCCUGGAGAAACAGGAGAAGUACGACGGCCACCAGCAGUUCUUUGCAAUCGUGCAGCUGAUAGGGACACGCAAGCAAGCUGAAAAUUUUGCUUAUCGACUUGAGCUAAAUGGUCACAGGCGGCGAUUGACUUGGGAAGCCACUCCUCGGUCUAUUCAUGAGGGAAUUGCAACCGCCAUUAUGAAUAGCGACUGUCUAGUCUUUGACACCAGCAUUGCACAGCUUUUUGCAGAAAAUGGCAAUUUAGGCAUCAAUGUAACUAUUUCCAUGUGUUGAAAUGGCAAUCAAACAUUUUCUGGCCAGUGUUUAGAACCAUUGCAUUCAAUUUCACAGAGAGCAGGCCCCCUUCUGCCUGCCACUCUGGAACUCUGGGCAGGUGGAGCCAGUCAUGUGAAGGCGAAUAAAAGGAAAGGCUGUUAAAUACAGGAGACAGUUGCAUGUAGUAACACUAAUAUAUUUAAAAUAAGUCAACAGUAAACCACUGAAAAAUAUAUAUAUAUAUAUAUACCCCCAAGAUGGGCAUCUUUUGUAUUAAGAAAGGAAGCAUUGUAAAAUAAUUCUGAAUUUGUGUUUGUUGUAGAUUGAGUGUACUGUUGAAGAAUACUGGGUUUUGUUUUUUGUUUUGGCCUGUGUGCGUGUGCGUGUGUGCGUGUGUGUGCGUGAGCGUGUGUUUGGGUUUUUUCCUUUAACUGACAAGCCAUGUUGGGUGGCCUUGGGCCGCUGCUUCCCCCUUUUUGAGUCAAUACAUAGUGCUGCUGUGUGUGUAUAUUUUUUUGUGUGUGUAUUUGCUAAUUUUUAUUAAUUCUAGUUUUUCAUUAAAUAAAUUUGACUUUCUUUUCUGUAAUUCAGGCUUUUCCCAGGUUUUUUUUUUUUUUUUGUACCUUUUUAACGUUAGUGUCUUUUUGAUAUGCAUAAUUGUUUAUGGUAAAGUUUAUACAUGUGUGUUCCAUAAUAUUUUUUUCUCCCCAUUAAUCAGUUAAUUAGAAAUACUUUAAAUUCAGCUGUUUUUGUGAAGAGUCCCAGAAAGGAAAGGCGACGCCGGAAGAAUCACAAGAAGCUAUUUAAAGCAGCUAUGAGGUGGUCAGUCUGCCUUUCUUUCUUCUUCCCCCCCUCCAGUUGAGUCAGAUCUUUAAACUUACUCUUUGAAAGGUUAGGAUAUAUGAUUUUUUUAAAACACUAAAAAAAAUAUCAGGCUUUUUUUCAAAUAUUUUGGACAAAUCACAUGUUUAAAAUUUGUUCUCAUAUUUAUUGGUUUUGCAAAAGAAGGCAUUGUCUUACACAGUAUUUGUAAUUAAAAGCAAAUCAUUUGUUUUAAAAAAGGCAGUUUGCAAAAAAAAAUGUUUGUGGUCUUUUAUAAUUCUCAUUAAAAGAAUAU
This is a messenger RNA of Pteronotus mesoamericanus, 2392 nucleotides long. RefSeq names its product siah E3 ubiquitin protein ligase 1 (gene SIAH1). Gene Ontology annotation, cellular component: cytoplasm. The transcript has 2 exons. The record is from RefSeq and is a predicted model, not a curated record. The coding region runs from base 352 to 1293 and encodes 313 amino acids. Gene Ontology annotation, biological process: proteasome-mediated ubiquitin-dependent protein catabolic process; multicellular organism development. Gene Ontology annotation, molecular function: ubiquitin conjugating enzyme binding; ubiquitin protein ligase activity; zinc ion binding. NCBI's taxonomy places the organism in Eukaryota, Metazoa, Chordata, Mammalia, Chiroptera, Mormoopidae.